CAAGCCAACAACCUGCAGAAGGGCAGUGGUGGACCAAUGCGCCUCUGUGUGGGCUGCCUGCACUUCAAUAUCACCGAGGACAUGCUCCGGGGGAUCUUUGAGCCCUUUGGCAAAAUUGAUAAUAUUGUCCUGAUGAAGGAUUCAGAUACAGGCCGCUCUAAAGGUUAUGGUUUCAUUACGUUCUCUGACUCUGAGUGCGCCCGGCGGGCCUUGGAACAGUUGAAUGGCUUUGAGCUUGCUGGUCGACCUAUGAGGGUUGGCCAUGUGACUGAGCGACUGGAUGGUGGCACAGACAUUACUUUCCCUGAUGGAGACCAGGAGCUGGAUCUGGGAUCAGCAGGUGGACGUUUGCAGCUCAUGGCCAAAUUGGCAGAAGGCUCUGGAAUCCAGCUGCCAACCACAGCUACUGCUGCUGCCGCUGCCGCCCAGGCUGCUGCUGCCUUGCAGCUGAAUGGAGCAGUCCCCUUGGGGGCCUUGAACCCAGCAGCCCUGACUGCUCUGAGUCCAGCCCUGAACCUCGCCUCUCAGGCACUUGCCUCCCAGUGCUUCCAGCUUUCCAGCCUCUUUACCCCGCAGACCCUGUGAAUCUCGGGACCUAGCUCAUUUUAGUCUCUAGUUAUUUUCCUUCUUUUGGUUUUUAUUUACCUCUUCUUGCUCCAGGUAAAUCAGUGGCACAAUACACUAUCUCCCUGUGCCUCUGGGUCCUUCCACUCCCUUCUCCACAUUUACCCUUCUACGGCCCCUUUACUCCAUUUUGUGGACCAAGCCAUCCUGAGGGUGCGGACAUUGACUUUGGGGAAAUUGGGGCCACCCUUAGACACCAAGAAGAGCUUCUGCCUAUGGCCCCACUGGGAAUGGACUCUGCUGACCAACCGCUAGUCAAAGCGAACAGAAGUAUUGAACACCUGUUUCUCCUUGUAUAUCGUCUCCUGGGAUGAUCUUCAUUGCCUUUCCAACCACCUCUUAGUGAUUCCUCAAUUCGUCCUCUGUUGGGAAGGCCAUAGGGCAUUAACUGAAGGAACUAACUUCUCUCCUUUUCCUAUACGUUUACCCUACAAUUUUGUCAAGGAAAACACUUAAGCCCUCUGGUUCAAGAGGACUUUGGAGUUGUGAGGGUGAACCUUGAAGGUGCUGGCUUGCUGCUGCAAGGGCCCUGGAAGAUAGCAUGGACAUGUAUGUGCAUUGUGAAGCCUGCCUUUCACCUCAGGCUGGGGCCGGAACUACUGUGGGGCAGCCUUUUGCUGGGAGCUGGGAGAAUGAUCAAUCCUGCCAGGCGUUUUGGAUGUCUUAGGGGCAUUCAGGAGUUCAGCGAGAGAUGGAGUGUACCUUUCCGGUAUCUUUCAUCUUCCUUUGUAUAGUUAGUUGUCCUUCCUCCCUGGUCCUUGCUUUUGUCCAGGGAGAGAGGAUGAUGGGGAGGCUGCUACUCUCCACCAUUUGCCAUGUGCCUCUACUGUGGGCUCAACCGCAGCUGUUAAAGCUGCUCCUGCCCCCUACCUGGGCACAUGUGAGCCCUUCUCACUGGAUUUUAUACCCUUGUGUCUGUGUACAUAAAUAUGUAUAUAUAUAAACUUUGUACAAAAGGCAAGCCCUGCUGUUGUGGCGGCGGCUGCCCAUAUGUGUGUGGUCUCCGUUGUGUCUGAUGUUAACUUCUCAUGAGCCAAAACCAUGAAUGGUUCUAGGAAUAUAAAACAUUUGUAAUGCCA
Hipposideros armiger (great roundleaf bat) is the source of this 1703-nucleotide messenger RNA. RefSeq names its product RNA binding motif protein 23 (gene RBM23). Gene Ontology annotation, biological process: mRNA processing. Gene Ontology annotation, cellular component: nucleus. The annotation marks the transcript as partial. The transcript has 7 exons. The record is from RefSeq and is a predicted model, not a curated record. NCBI's taxonomy places the organism in Eukaryota, Metazoa, Chordata, Mammalia, Chiroptera, Hipposideridae. Gene Ontology annotation, molecular function: RNA binding.